UCGAUUUCUCUCUCACACUGACUGCUGCUAGCCUGCUCUGCUGCUGCUGCUGCUUAAGAUACCCGCAUUGCGGUUCAUAGCCUUAACCCUCCCUCCUCCCUCCCUCUUCUUGCUACUUCUUGCUCUUACUUCGCCCUCUCUUCCUUCUCGCUCCUCUCCUCUCCUCUCUUCCCAUUUAUUGAUUUCAACCCAUCUCCCCUCAUCUCUCCUCUCUUCCCCUCUCCACUCUAGCCAUACGAUGAGAACGGGCUUUGCUUAUCUCUCCAAUUGUUGUCUGUGCUUGCACACUCUCCCUCGCGUCCAAUCGCCGACUGGGAAAGGCCCGCUACUACAUUGAGGUGCGGAGUUAAACAGAGUCAACGCUUAAUCUCCACACCUGCACAACCUCGAUAUCUAUUCUCCAUACCUCGACUACUUACUUCUCCUCCCGGCCACAAUGAAUUUCCGUGAGAAGGUUCGUCGAGUGUUCCGUCGGAGCAGCAGCUCCUCCUCUUCAUCCAAAUCCAAGGGCAACGGGAUCAAGAUCGAAUAUUACAAGCGCCAUGAGAUUCCUCGCUCCAAAUUCAAGGGUCCCUUCGAUCGCGAACACCAACGGCGCCUCGCAGCAUGGUCUUUCCAAGGGACGCAAGAAGAGCGACGCCGGUCGUUAGAUUUGUCGCUGUCCCCUUGUACAUCAUUACCGGACUACCUGAGACCUCAAUGUGACGAGGAAGACCUGGCCCCGGAUCAGAUCCCAACGACGGCCCCGGAGGUAGAUGUGACGACUGCUUCGAUUUCCGUGGACCAUGAUGAGUAUGCUCCAGGCCGCCAGGGGGACAGUAGCGGCUCGACCUCGUCGACGGCCGUGGAUCCGGAGAGCUACAGCGAGUCCCUGAUGACUCUCCUUCCGGAACUCGAGCAGGAGGACCCGAUCGCACUACUGAAGGAAACCAUCCGGUACACCUCUCCGGUUGUACGGGCCAUAUCGCCGCCUCCAAUGUCGCCCAAGGGCGCUUGCAUGCCCUUCGCCCCCGAGGAUCUGACACGAGCGUUGAACGCCGUGCAGAUCUGCUACUAGAACUUAUAUUUAUCCUAAUAACCGCAUCGACUUCCGGCAAGAUCUUCGCUUCUCCUCGUCACGUGAGCCAUUCACCCAAUGAGCGCCCGCCAUCCCGAC
Messenger RNA from Aspergillus fijiensis CBS 313.89, 1156 nucleotides. RefSeq lists its product as uncharacterized. NCBI's taxonomy places the organism in Eukaryota, Fungi, Ascomycota, Eurotiomycetes, Eurotiales, Aspergillaceae. The record is from RefSeq and is a predicted model, not a curated record. The transcript is spliced from 2 exons. Bases 437 to 1057 code for a protein of 206 amino acids.